AUGCUCCGAUCCGCUCUCAGAACAACCCUCCCCUCCCCCCGGCCCGCCCUCGCCCUCCGCUCCAUCUCCAAAGAAAUGGGCCCCGUCGAACCCACCAAACUCACCCCAGACAUGCAACCCUCCAUCCCCCAAUCCAACCAACACGAAGCCCGCACCCUCCAAGCACCCAACCGCACCACCACUUGGUCAUCCAGCCAAAUCGAGCGCUCACAAGCUAUGAAGGGACCCAGGUUCGAACAAACCGAUUUCGCGUUGCAGCCUACGCCGUAUGCGGCUGUCGAGUUGAUUAAGGAGGAGCCGGUUAGGUUUUUGGAGAAGAGGGUUGCGAGGUGUGAUGGUGGGGGUGGGCCGAGGGGGCAUCCUGCUAUUUACAUUAAUCUUGAUAGAUCGGGACCUCAGGCUUGUUCGUACUGCGGUGUCCGUUACGAGAUGAAGCACCACGAUGACCACACGCACUCCCUUAACUUCAUCCAGGGACAGUAA
This is a messenger RNA of Saitoella complicata NRRL Y-17804, 483 nucleotides long. RefSeq lists its product as uncharacterized. Gene Ontology annotation, biological process: mitochondrial electron transport, NADH to ubiquinone. NCBI's taxonomy places the organism in Eukaryota, Fungi, Ascomycota, Saitoellomycetes, Saitoellales, Saitoellaceae. The transcript has 2 exons. The record is from RefSeq and is a predicted model, not a curated record. Bases 1 to 483 code for a protein of 160 amino acids.